GUGAGAGAUUUUUAGAAUAGCGAACUUUUUUCAACAACUUUUUUUUCUGCUUUUUGUAGUACAAAAAGACAAAACAUUACGAGUAAACAGACACUACUUGGAGUUUCUCCUCUUUAAAAAUCUACAGUAAGUACAAGUCGGAAGUUUCCCGAUUCAAAAAAAUAGUUUGGCACGGCGGCCCCGCGACCUCGUACAUUUUUUUUGGUCAACUUGUCGUAAAAAAAGAUGUCGCCGCCAUCGAAGCUUAAGGUGAAGGCAUACACCUACGAGGAGAUCGCGAAGCACAACAGGGAAAAUGAUUGCUGGGUGGUGAUCAACGGGAAUGUGUGCGAUAUGACCCAAUGGCUCCCGGAGAAUGAAGAGGACAGAAAGAUUUGCUUGGCGGGAGCGGGUAUUGACUUUCAUACGGAACAAGAACUAUUUUGUGGCAGGAUUUUCAUUUUUUGCAACGAUCUGUGGAACAGCGGUUCAUUGAAGAUAUUGCUGCAAAUGCAAACUAAGGCUAAGCAAAUUUAUUAUUUCGGAAUCAACAACAAUUUUGAUUUUCUAUUCCCAGUUUGAAUUUAGAAGUAGCGAAGAAAAACCGAAAUCACCACCAGGUACCGACAUCUCCGAGAAGUGGAAUAAACAUAAGGGACCACAGGGGCGCGACUACCUUCUUAUCAGGUGCAACUGUUGUGUCUGGGUCUGGAAGAGGAUAAUCAUAAUUUCAUGGGUGUUUUGUCCAUGUCCUGCCCUUUUCGGGUCACGCCGAAGAUGGGCCGCAAUGCAUGCCACAGCACCACAAUAGGGCUUGCGAAGGCUGCCUGCUGAUGCGUAUUUUGGAUGCUGAAUUCACAUCCACUCUAGCAGGCGCGACGUUGACGUGGAGCCGCAAACUUCUACUCCCUGAGAAAAUGCAUGAUACUAUAUGGAUUUUGGUGUGAGGACCACCAUACAAGCCACGGGACGCAUCGAAAUUGCACCUCUUUCCAGACUGAGACACAUUUGCAAUGCAUACCUCUUGUCAAGUGCCCAUGGACGGUUAUUGGAACGGUGGACACCAGUGAUGAAAGCAGCAACAUCAUCGCAAGUAUCAUGUCUUUUAGAUCAUGUGGUGUGUGCUGCAGAAAAAAUAUUAUAUGAACAUGCAUCGAGACGAAAAUCAAAAUGAAAACCGGAAUCAAAAUCAUAAACAUGAGACAUUUGGUGAAAAAGCUGACACUUCUUCUUUUGCCGCAGCGUCGCAGCCUAUGAUCCGCCAGCAGACGAAAUUUUUGAAACUCUGACUCACAACUUGUACACAGAUUUCAACGCGAAAGUCAACGCAGAGGUGAUGGCAAACAAGAAGAAGGCGAGUUAUUCUCUGGAGGAGAUCCAAAAGCACAAUAAGGAGGGCGACGCGUGGGUGACGAUCCAGGGGGACGUUUUGAACGUGACCGAUUUCAUCUACGAGCACCCCGGCGGCAAGCUGGUCAUUUUGAAUCUGGCAGGGAAGGACGCCACAGAGGAUUUCUUGUCUAUCCACCCCGCGGAGGUCUACCGGAAACACGCUCCUUACCUGAUUAUCGGCUCCCUCGAGGAUAAGAACAAGCCGGGAAAGGCGGGUGGGUUGAACGCCCCCCUGCUGGACAAAGCCCCGGAACCGGAGGACGAGGGGGACUUCCCGGGCAUUGUGGGCUCGGUGUUCUACGCCCUGCGCGCCGUCUUGACACAGAUCUUCGCCACGCUCUUCUCCAUCGAAAAUUUCAAAUUAUCAAACGACAGAACCGGGCUCACAAGGUAUAGUUAGAGCCCGAGUCGUUCUAUUCAUUCAUGUUGAAUUUUUUCACUUUAUGCAUGGUUAUGCUAAUGCUGUAAUAUGACAUAUUACAGCAUUAGCAUAGGCAAGGGAGUGAUUUUAUAGGCAAGGGAGUGAAACUUCGAAGGGAGUUAAGGGAGCCAAGGGAGGAAAAUAAAAUUUGUACAAAUUGCCUCCCCUUAAAACAUCGCCAAAAUGCAUGCUAUGGACGCGCUUACCGGUCGCCGGUUUGCGCCCUGCUGCCCCCCCCCCCCCGCUGCGGCCCCAGGUUUGUCCGCGUUUAGGCAUUGGCUCGCUGCCGAAGGCCCUGGCCUCUUGAAGAAGGUGAGGGCUUCUAGAGUCGCCCCCGUCAACAGGAGUCGCCGGGGCGGCCUGGCCUCUGCCUCGCAACAAAGAGCGUGGAGCCGAAGGAACGCGUAAACUGUUGCCGUGACCAUGUCGAGUUUCCGUCGUCCGGGGGAAGUCGCGGCAGCCACUUCAGCAAUUUGCUUGUCGAGAUCUUUCGGGCGAGGUUCUGCGUGACCAGAUUCAACGUCAUGCCGAACAGAGAAUACGAAGUGGAAACGUUGAAGCGGCCACUUCGACUUUCUCCAAUCGGGAAAGAGUUGCAGUGACCGCCGGAACGCGCAGCAAGUUUGAAGCCCACACGCGUAGCAUAUGCAGCCUGCUUCGCGCUGAUGCUUCGCAACAUUCCCACACGUGGGCGCAUGUCCUACAUGUUGCACGUGCCUCGCUGCGCGCGCGCAGGGCGCGGCCCGCAAAAUUUUUGCUGUGUGCGCACAGAUGUCGAUCCGCGCGCGCGCAGCGCGCGCCGCGAGAAAUUUUUGCUCUAUGCCGUUCGCAUUGGCGCGCUCGACUGCUUUUUUAUCUUACUCCCUUGACUCCCUUGAAAAGUUGCGCUGUACUCCCUUGGCUGGCGCCAGACACUAAUAAACCUAAUUAUGUUCAAGCUCCUGUUCUUAGUUGUUCUUGGUUGUAGUGAGCAGGAUCAUGGAUGCGCAUCAUGUAAGUAGUUGCUCGGAAGAUGCCACCAUGUAGAAACAUUCACACGAAAAACAAAACAAAAGCAACAUCACUUCCACCAACAACUCACAUCUCAGAUCCGCCAUCUUCAUGAUGUUUUUCAUGGUGAUCCACGCGGUGGGCAACCUGCACAUUUUUCUGGGGCCGGACGAUUUUAACGGGUACGGGUACUUCUACGUGCGGCUGUACUGGACCAUGGGCGGGCUGGUGAAGGCCAACAUCGUGGAAGUCUACCUCAUGCUCGCCGCCAUCCUGCACGUCACCAUCGCCCUGAAGCGCACCUGGGACAUCAACCGCAACUACACGAUCACGAGCGGCAAAUUGAAUCUCGCACUCUCCGGCUCCGGUCUCCUCAUCUUCAUGCUCAUCCACCUGAACCAGUUCCGCUUCGGCGACACGCAAAAGUACUUAUUGAUCUAGACGAGAGAAAGUAGAAUUUUUUACUUUUUUUCGUGUACACACUAUCGCCGCAUCUAGUUGUUGACAUAGCUGCGCGUCAUGAUGAUUCCCACCCUGUAGCAAUACAAAUCCAAAAAUGCCAUCAAUGCCAUUUUUGCACUAACUCAAAAGAAAGAAUUCUCAUGCAGACCUCCUUUUUUUAUAGCAGCUCGCUGUACAAAAAUUGUAUUCAACACAGGUACUACGUCCGCCCGCCGCCUGUCUACUAUGGGGGUAUCAAUUGGCCGGGUGUCACGCAGUUGAGGCUCUUCUGGUCUCAGGAUGAGAGCAUUGAGCCGGUGCCAGUCAGGGACAUCUACAAGUUGGAAUUCGACCUGUUUCAGGACGCUGGUAUGGUUUUUGUUUUUUGUUCUUGCCAUACGGUUCUUUCUCGCAUUUCGUUUGCAGCAGCUUGGGGGUGCUAUUUCUAUUCAAAAGCGAGAGCCAGUACAAGAAACUCAAAGACAAACAGAAACAUCUUCAGAAGGCAACUGCAUCAAGUGCGGUACUAAAAACACAAUCACCGACCACCUAAAAAAAAUAUCCGAAAAAAAACACUUGCAGUUUGGGUGGUUUUCUACCUGCUGGCAACAUGCGCGUUCAUGGGGCACAUGAUCUGGGGGUGGCAGAAGGUCGUGCCCUGCUCGGCGUUCGCGAUUCCGAAGAAGCAGAUCAACCGGGUAACUUGGUACGGCUGGAUCUGGAUGGGGUUGGUCGCCCUCUGCUACGUCUCCUUCCCGCUCUACUGCUACACGCAGCCCAUGAAGACCGGCGCCCUCGGGCAGGUCGGGUAA
Molecule: messenger RNA, 4035 nt
Organism: Amoebophrya sp. A120
Lineage: Eukaryota; Dinophyceae; Syndiniales; Amoebophryaceae
Source: the annotation of a GenBank genome assembly